Molecule: messenger RNA, 6840 nt
Organism: Neospora caninum
Lineage: Eukaryota; Apicomplexa; Conoidasida; Eucoccidiorida; Sarcocystidae
Exons: 40
Coding region: 1-6840 (2279 amino acids)
Source: RefSeq, a predicted model, not a curated record
AUGGAAGCCCGCGCCGUGUGGUCAACUGGCCGCGACGCGGGCCGCACCUGGUUUUUACGUGCAGCACCUGCCUGCGCAUUCUUAAUUCUGAUUCUCUGUUCCUUCGUCUGUCUCUUCCGUGAAUCCAGUGCGGAAGAACUGGCAACGACGCCGGCGGCAGAGGCGACAAGAGCGCAUCCCCGCCAUGUGAUGGCCGAUAAUUCUGUGAAGGGGACAAUGAAGCCGUUGCGGGCUCGAAGGAACCGAGUGAUAAAAAAGGAAGCCAUUUGGAAGGAAGGGAAGCUGCUCACGACGCCUGUGACGUCAGAGGAGUCGGAGACGAAGCUACUGUCUCAAGGCCACAAUGUUGCCGCCAUUAGGGCAAGAAGCUCUAUCCCAGCUUCUCAGGCGCUGUCCUUCAUCGACUCGCUGCGCCCGGGACCGUGGAGUGGACAAGCAUCAGGAUAUUUGAACGCUGGACCAGACUGCUACAAUCUGGUUACUGAACCGGCGACGGUGCCAAGAGGAUUGUGCACGGAGACGUGCGUCCUAGUCUGGGAAGGGGGGCAAACCCGGCAUGCGACAUGUCACGACAGGGAGGCUUGUUUCUGGCGUGAGUUCAUGACGCGUGAGGUGCAAGCUGCGCGCGCUGGGAUACCCCGCAAAUUUGCUUCCCAAAUUGCCAAAGAGUGCGAUUUCGAGACGAAAUCCCCGCACCUUCCCCUCGCUCAGUUUGAGCACAUGUUUCUUUUGUCGGCAACGAAUGUACAGAACAACUCCCGCUGGGAUGUCGCGGCAGUCUGCUCAGACAGCCAACGCCUGGCUGUCGCUGGAGCGCUUGUUGGGUCGAAAGAUGUGGUUCGGGGCGUUGCUUCCGAGGUGGACGGUUGCGAAAGCGUGGAUGUAACCAGUCAAAUUAAGCAACUCUGCGCACACGCAAUACAGGAUUCACAACAGAGGUGCGUCAUAGGACCCGACGUGUUCUCCGAGGUCACCUCUAAAUUUUCGUGUGCUACCAACGAGACGCCCUACCUUGCCCUCUACGUCAACUGCGUCCCCGUUAAAGUGGCAGACGAAAUCGGAUGCAAGCUCUACACACCCGCGACUGGGCUACCAAGUCCAGGAGGGUGCGAGUGUCCAGCGGGAACCGAGCAAUGCGUACUGAAGGAGGCGUCAAUGUAUACAGAGGUUGCCAUUGGCGUGGCCUCUGGGUUCACUGUUCAUGCCAAGAACGGUCGCGGCUUUAAAAAUGGCGACUUGACGGCGUUUAAGUCACCUUCCUGCACGGGCUAUUCAGUUAGGGUGGCAUGCAAGAAGGCGCCUUCCUCGACAUCAAAAGGAGACCCGGCAAAGACCAGUUGGCUGGACAGGGGACCAGACUGCUAUAGUCCAACGGAUUCGAACACUGCGCAGAUGUGCAAGUUCGCGUGUCUGAAGCUAUGGAAUCCUACGGAUGAUAGCCUGGUCAACGUACACACCCCUUUUGACGACUUCAUGACACGCCUUUCUUCCGGGGACUUGACAGUGCCGGAGCUUACUGACGACGGAAAUACAACCAUUCGCAGCUGCAAGUGGGAAUACAAAACAUGGACGGCAACUGGGAAGCUGAAAAGGCUGUGUACGGACUCCAGGAAACCGCAGAUCGUUCGAGCCUUCGUUGGAUGCUCAGAUUCGCUCCGUUACGGGAAGGAAUCGAACAAUUGCAACUACCUAGACAUCACGAACGAACUCACCAUGCGGUGCGGUUCGGCUUUCACCAACGGCACCGCAGGAUGCACUUUGCACCCAGAAGAACUCCUUUCGGAAGAUGAUGCUUGCCAGAAGUCAUGUACCGACCAAUGGGGUAUCCAGCUCUAUUACUCCUGUACUCUCGAAACCUCAACUUCCCUCUGCAGCCUGAACCAAACCAUGACAGGAUUGGAUGAAUCGGAAAAUGAAUAUGCUUGCGGCUGCCCGUACCUAGCGGACAUGUGCGACUUGGAAGAAGCCGAAGCCAAUGAUUCGUGGAAAGACACCGUUCGUGGCUUCACCGUCGCCAUCCUUAAGGGGAAUUUAACCUACGGGUUGUCCGGAGGCUCCAAACGCUACCAUUCCACCAGCAUCAAUUCAUAUACAUGCCAGUCACCAACGACUAGGGUCCUGUGCAAGCCGCCGCCGGCGACCAUCGAAAUUGUCCCGCCAAGUCAAGUGCCGGACUGCAACUCGAGUUUCUCCAUCAAAAAGGGGGCGACUUCCUCGGAUGAUAGUCUCUGUGUUAACGAAUGCUCCAUCGUGAUGCAGAGAACGUGCGCCAGCGCUGCUAACGUCUGGCUGUGUGUGGGGAAAACGCUACCAAAUUGCUUUGUUCCCAACAGAGCAAAAACAACCUGCGUCAUCGAGAGUAGUGUUGGGGCGUACCAAGCUUCGUUUCAAAGCUGUUCCUGCCCAAACGCGUCGAUGCCCUGUACGGAAGACGAGGUCGAAGUUACCAGAUAUGAGUGGGAGCAGACGUUUACACCCGAAGAAGCAUUCGUUGUCGUCGCUCCCCAAAAAGUUCUCGGACCGGGAAAAACAAUUCAGCCCGACUACGGCAUGGCGGGCGAACCUGGAUGUGGUAGCUCGCGGUACAAGCGGGUCUUCUGUCGUGGCGCUUCCGGGAAGACCGGUGUCACGCGAUACGACGAAACGGCAGACUGCGAAAAUGCGACAUCUCUGGAUAGCGCGGUGAUCUCGGACUCCGAGUGCCACUACGCGUGCAGCAUUGUGAUUAAAAAGUGCAAGGCUACCAUUAAGAAGAACCCCGAUGCAUACGAAAGCGAAUAUGCGUGUUAUACUGAUCGACUGGAAAACAUCCCAAAGUUGAGCUCGUGUUUGAUAGAAAGCAAACUGGUUGACCCAGAAACUGGAGUCGGGAGCUUGGAGGCAGGUUACCUUGUCGUGACGCAGCAGUGGACAUCGGUCUCGUUCAAAAAAGAGAUUGAAAAUGCCGUCGUUGUCACUAGUCUGCCGUCAACGACGAACGCUCCCUCAUUCAUCCAGAUCAAGGAUGUAACAUCAACCGGUUUCAAAAUUCGGAUGAAGAACGACUUUUGCUCCGUUGGCUUAGCGUCGCCGUACACCACUGUUGGGUGGCUAGCAUCGGGCCAGGGAGUGUUUGUCGUCAGUGGGGCCAAGAGAUACGUUCGGGUCGGCACGACAAUUGCUUCCUUGAAUCAAACUACUACGAUUCGGUAUCUCCCCCGUAUGAAUUCUGCAACGCCAUUGGUACUCUUGCAGCAUCAGGACUCAGGACGUACCUCCGGGGACUACAUUGUUGCAGCGAAUCUAAUGGCUUCCUCUAGUUCAGAAGCGACGUUUCAGCUGACAACUGUUGGACCCGGCGAGCCCGAAGACCCGCUUAAGGUCGGAUACAUGGUGUUUGAUGAGAUCGACCAGGACUACUGCAGCCUCAGUUGCCAGCUCAAUGGCAUAGCUCUGCAGACAGUGUAUGAGAACAUCAGUGGGGGGUGGACAUUCGAAAGCACGGAUAGCGUGGUACUCGCCGGUCACACCGUUGUCUACGGGGCUGUCGUGGACCCUUCCCACAGCAAACCCGUGCUUAUCUCCAGGAGUGAGGUCUCCUGGUUCCCAGGGAGCGACAUCAGAUCUGAAGGCGGCGUGGUGUUGGAUUGGGGUUACGUCGUCCCGGGUGGCAAGGACACUCAGACGCCAAUCUCUUCACGGGCCGCUCAAAACGCAGGCUCACAGAGUUCCAGGUCCGCGGAGAAUUCAGGUGGCGAUAUGGGCGGGUCCGCCCUCGGGUCAUUGAUGCAAAUGUCGCAAAAGGAGUCGCCGGCGCUAGCUUUGUUCAGCAAUACACGCUCAGGGUGGUACCCUGCCAUCGAUAUUAUUAACAACUCAAGAUGCACCACAGGUUCCGUUUCCAGGACAAACCGUUUUCCGAACGGCAGUGCGCAGAACCCCAGCAAAAAGGUGGCCCUCCUCUAUGUGUCAAGCGGCACGAGUGAACUGUCGUCUUCCAACCUACCAUCUUACGGAGUAGACUGCGCAUCUGCAUCAGGCAAAGCAGGUAGCGCGACCACCGCGUGCAUUAAGGCAUGCCAGACAACGGAGGAGGCCUGCACAGAGGCCGACGAAAAAGCGUGGCCGUGUUUCUUCCGACAGUUCCCGUUAGAGCAAAAGAGGAGCUGUCAAAUCACAGCUGUUGCUUCGGACGCGGUCGCAACAAGUACCUCAACGCCGCCGCCAGUUGACCACGCUGAGCGGUGUGUGCUCGUAGAUAUGCGUGAGGAGGCGUACUCGGCGGACAGAGGCUGGGACCCCAAUACAAUGACCUGCAAAUGCCCCAACGGAGCCCCCGCCUGCUCUGCAGAACAGGCCACGUAUAAUCUGGUUAACCAUAGUUCGGUUGUCCUUAACCAAGGAACCGUCUGUGCGUCAGCCGCAGAAGCGGUAUUUGGCAUUGCACGCCAGUUCAAGCGGACGACCGCUGACUUAUGCGGCGACCUGACGAAUGUGUCAACUUCGAGUUGGGAACAGCUGCCCUUUCCCCCUUACAUGGCGGAUGACGUCAAUGUGGAUGAUGAGGUCCUACGAAGCGGCUACUAUCUGUGCUCCAAAACAUACAACUAUGUGUUCUGCCCCAGUUCCUUGAUCACUACGACGACGACUACUCCCGCACCUAAAUGGGACUGGCCAGCGGAUCGGGAUUGUGUGCCAGGGGAAUGGACAAGCUGGAGCAAGUGCUCAAUGGACUGUUACCCAGGAAGUGGCACGCUUCCGACAAAGUCGAGGACCCGACCUGUACUCCUUGCACGACGUGGGACAGGGGCGCCGUGUGCACUAGAGGAGCAGGACAUAUGUAACAUAGGUUCUGAGGUACCGUACUGCGAAGACCUAUGCUGGAUCACCGAAUGGGGAGACUGGAGCGGCUGCGAACAGAAGGUGCUGCAGAUUGGGCACUCGCCAGUUCGAGCUCGCACAAAGCUUCGGCACAUCUUUAUGGGCACAGCGGGCGUGUGUGGGUCCGAGACGCACGUCAAGUACGACUACUCCGGUUGCACCACCGCGAGGGCGCGCGAUUGUACGGACAGCAAGCCUGCGUGUGUCCUGGACAUCGAACCGGAAAACACCCUGCGGCCCCCAGUCUGCUUCUUGAGUCGGACGCGCCAAGUGGAUGCGACCAAGCGGCUUUCUUACCUGGCGACCGACAAGGACAGUGGUCGUGGCUCCUGCAUGUGCGCAGCGACCAACAGCGUACCGUGCUCUCCAGAAGAAGUGGCGUUAUCGUUUGAUGACUGGUCUAAGCAGCUAACUUCGGAUGUGUGUCCCUUCGGUACACUGGGAGCGUUCUUCAACUCUCCUGACUCGACGGCCUCGGCCGAUUCUUUUGUCUACUUUGGCGCUGCCGACCUUGGGCGUGUGCACUGCCCUAUCUCGAAGAGUUCAGACUUGGGUGGCCACCUUCCUACCUUCGCCCAGUUCGAAAGUCCUGAGAGCAUGAACAGCUUCUGCGAAAACGGUCUGCCUUUCUGGAAGGAGACGCUGCAGCCUGUCGUUGACUGUCGCCAGGUGGUUGAGAAGCAGUCGACAACGAUGGACUGCCACGCGCAUUGCCAACAGGCCGUGGUCGGGUGCACGACGAACCAUGAAGCAUUAGACAAGUGCAUUGCUAGUGCCUUGUCGGAUCCAAAAUUCACGGCAAAUUGUGAACUUCGAUCCUCGGUUAAGCUCGGCAAGGGCUUGAUGUUCUGCAAGCAUAUUCGCACGGACUGCAAGUAUUCUGAAUGGUCUGAAUGGAGCGGCUGCAGCCUUACCUGCAGGACAGGAAGAAAUGACGAGGAGAGCAUUCGAAUCAGAGACCGCUCGCUUCUCGUCGCUGCGGAACAUGGUGGCCAUUGCGACGCCGACAUCGAAGAUUCUUAUGGGUGGAGCUUGAACGACGUCCAGGUGUGCGACUGGCUUCCUGAUUGCCCGGAUGCACCAGUAGAUGGAGACUCGUACGUUGUCAUGCCCAAGUCGGAGCCACAGGUGGGAGAGUGGAGUCCGACACGGACCACGACAACGACAGAAGAUCCGAGCAGUCACGAGGAUGAGGAUGGUAUUUUGUGCACCAUUGUAGACAUGGCCGACUUCUCCGAUUCUCACCGAGGUUAUGACCCAGAGACCGAGUCGUGCACAUGCCCGUACAACACGAAAAUGUGCAGUCGAACGGAAGCAGCCAACUCACGCGAUAACUGGGAAGAUCUCAUGGACACGAUUUGCAACAAAAAUAACCAAGUUGGGAUUUACCAUGCGGCGGGUGUAUACUCUUCCUUAACGUACGUGGUUCGGUUCCGUAUCUCAGGCCAGAUAUUGGCAAAGGGCAUGGAGGAAUUCACCUGCACCAACCGUGUAUUUCGGUCAUCCAAGAGCACAUUAAGUCAGACCCCUGAAGAACACUGCAAAAGCAGCGAUGCAACGUACCUCUUCUGCAAAGACGGUGCGAUUGACAGCGGACUCAUAUUCACUCAGCUGCUGAUGGCGUUUUUCACGGGCGUCGUCCUGGCAUUUGCCGUUGUCUACUGGGCGAUUCAGUACAGUGGGGAUGUGCAGAAGGUGCUCGGUUUUACCGGUCGCUACGUGGAACUGUCGAACCUCUUGAACGAGGUAUCUGAAGCGGCAGCGGCUAAGGAGGAACAGGAAGGAAGGGCGGAUGGAGAAGACGACGAGGCGUUGUGUGAGGACGACGCAGAACCUGUAGAGAAAGUCGCGGGAGAAGAAGAAAUGGCUGGCAACGCAGAGGAGGAAGAAGAGAUGGAAGAGGACUCAGAAGGUGAUGCCUUGGACGAUGAGGAGGAUUCUUAUGAAGACGGCGACUACGACGAUUCGGAGGAGGAGUAG